Messenger RNA from Panonychus citri (citrus red mite), 626 nucleotides. RefSeq names its product U6 snRNA-associated Sm-like protein LSm4. Gene Ontology annotation, molecular function: U6 snRNA binding. The transcript has 2 exons. Lineage: Eukaryota; Metazoa; Arthropoda; Arachnida; Trombidiformes; Tetranychidae. The record is from RefSeq and is a predicted model, not a curated record. Gene Ontology annotation, biological process: P-body assembly; mRNA splicing, via spliceosome; nuclear-transcribed mRNA catabolic process. Bases 123 to 440 code for a protein of 105 amino acids. Gene Ontology annotation, cellular component: spliceosomal tri-snRNP complex; U6 snRNP; P-body.
UAUCAAUAUUUUCUUAAACCUUUGGUCAACCACUUUGACAAUUUACUAAUUUGUUGAUUAACUAAUUAUUACUUUUUCCAAACCCGUUAUCAAUUAACUAUUCAAUUAGCUAUUCUGUUAAUAUGUUGCCAUUAAAUUUGUUGAAGAAAUCACAAAAUCAUCCAAUGUUGGUUGAAUUAAAGAAUGGAGAAACCUUCAAUGGUCUCUUGGUUUCCUGUGAUAAUUGGAUGAAUAUAAACCUACGCGAAGUAAUUUGUACUUCAAGAGAUGGUGAUAAAUUUUGGAAAAUUAGUGAAUGUUACAUCAAAGGUACAACAAUUAAAUACCUUCGUAUACCAGAUGAAGUAAUAGAUCAAGUUAAAGAGGAAGUUAACAAACCAAGACGUGACUUAAAGCGAGGACCUCCAACCGGCGGUGGUAAAGCCAAAUUUCAAAAAUAACAAAAGCAAAUUCAUCUUACCAAACAUACACAACACCCUUUACACAUCCAAACCCUUCACCUUCAUGGUUAAAUCACAUUCAUAUAUAAUAUAUAUUCAUCUAUACCAAAUUAUCACACCUCCAUUUCCAAUCAACUAUAAUGUUAAUUAAAUACGAUGAAAUACAUUAAGCCAGAAGAAAAGAAA